UGAAUUACGAUAAGCUUUUUGUACUUGCAGAGCAAAACCCCAUAGAUCCAACUUCUUCAUAUUCUCAGUUAAUUGAAUAUCUCCCAAUUUUAAGCUCGAGGGGCCAUGAAGUUCAUGGAAAUGCCUUCUUUUGCUCUCUUCCUUCUACUUCUUGAUCUGGUCGUGGCGGCACCCACCACAGGACCGCCAGCGGCCUCCCUACUGUCGCACUCUUACUAUCAGCGGACAUGCCCGGAUGCCGAGGGCAUCAUUCACCGGAAAGUGCAAGCUUGGAUCAACAAGGAUUCCACGUUAGCUCCGGCGCUCAUUCGCUUGCAUUUCCACGACUGCACUGUUAGAAUGGACCUGGUUUUUCUGGAUUCCACCACCCCGAGGAUGUUCGAUUCCGCGUAUUUCACGAACCUUCAGAACAAAUUAGGGCUUCUUUCGACAGAUCAGGCGCUGGUUUCUGAUGAAAGGACUUCUUCGUUUGUGGAUUUAAUGGCGAAUCAGCCGUUUCUGUUCGACAGCCAGUUUUCAGCUUCGAUGGUGAAAUUGGGCAAUGUGGGAGUGCUGACCAGGAAAAACGAAGGGGAAAUUCGAGCCAAUUGCAAUUUCGUCAAUCACAGAAGGAAAUGAUGGAAUCAGAAUGGAUGAGUUGUUUGCCAUUUUUACAUUGCUCUCUGCAUGGAAUCUUAUCUUAUCUUAUCCGAGUUCAAAUAAAUUGAUCUGAUAAAGGGUUUGUUAGUGAUAUUGUUGAUAACAAAUUGUGUGAGCUUUUGCUUGAGAGUUUGAUUCAUAGGUUAGAUUUGUGAACCCGAGGGUAAGAAGUUGAACUUGUGUUGAAUUAGAAGUGUCUAUAUUUCUGUAACUUAUUUCUUUAUAUAAUAAUGGGAAUACAAAUUAUACGGUCUUAACUUUCUAA
Momordica charantia (bitter melon) is the source of this 904-nucleotide messenger RNA. The record is from RefSeq and is a predicted model, not a curated record. Lineage: Eukaryota; Viridiplantae; Streptophyta; Magnoliopsida; Cucurbitales; Cucurbitaceae.